UGUUAUAGAAAAUCAAUAUGUUCAAGUACGCAACCUACUUUUUGUACGCAUUCGUGGCUUCCGAUCUUUUCGGAGCCCAAGCAGCGGAUCAGUGUCCCAAAACUCCAACACUUCGCGGAGAAGUCUGCCUCGUGGAACUAUCGCCAGUGCUUGAGCACAUUGCAAACAACCAGCGCUCUACUGACGAGGUCAAACGGAACGAAACCCAGAAAAAACUAGUCAGGAUUGAAAGUCAGGAAAAAGAUACAGUCGACAAAUUGCAGGCGAUUCAAAAAAAGAUGGAAAUCGAAUUGGGAGCGCUUGAGGCCAAGAUGGCAAUUUCGGGCGAUUUGAAGAGCCUGGAAUUGUCCCUGCAGGAAACAAUAAAAGCUCUCCAGACUUCUAUAGCGAGCAACCGCGUGAAGUCAAAUACUGAAAUUCCUAAGCAAUUUCAGAAGAUUGGCUCGAGGUACUUUUACAUUGAGAAGGAAAAGGGACUUGAUUGGUUUGGUGCGGCCAGCAAAUGCCAUCAGUUAGGUGCUCACCUGGCGACAAUUCAAAAUCAAGUGGAACUGGAUGCCAUUAAUAUGAAAACCUCAUCUAAUGACUAUUGGUUGGACAUUACAGACCUGGCCAAAUCGGGUGAAUUUCUUUCCUUUGCCACGGGAGGCAAACCCCCUUUUUUUAAAUGGGCAAAAAAUAGGCCAGAGGCCAAAAUGAACCAGCGUUGCCUUCAUUUAUUCAAAGGAGAAAUGAAGGAGGGAAUGUGCAGCAAUACUUUUUUUUUCAUUUGCCAAUUAGCCCAAUAAGAUACAGAAAACAGUAUAAUUUUAUUUAAAGCUGUCCUACGAAGCGAUUAAAUAUACGAUGUUUACCUCAUGGCUUCAUUUUUUUUAUUUAUUUAUGUAAUAGACUAAUAAACUGGCCAUGGAAUUUAAA
Molecule: messenger RNA, 918 nt
Organism: Drosophila rhopaloa
Lineage: Eukaryota; Metazoa; Arthropoda; Insecta; Diptera; Drosophilidae
Product: accessory gland protein Acp29AB
Exons: 1
Coding region: 18-788 (256 amino acids)
Molecular function (GO): signaling receptor activity
Source: RefSeq, a predicted model, not a curated record